UCCAACGGGGAGUGGUCAUUCAUUAUUCCAACCAAGUAACGCCGUUUCCUUCCCCAGCCUCUCAGACAUUGCGCGUCGUUGAACGAAACUGCUCAGCUUCUGCUUCUCUCUGUAAGCGUUUCACAGGAUAGCUUUUGCUUCCUCUCUGUGGUUGUUGAUGUUGUAGCCGCUUGUCUCAAACUGUUACGUUAAAAGCUGUCUCCUAAGUUUGGUGGUGGAAACGGGAUCUCGGCUUUUUGUCUGCGUGGAAGGAAUAAGGAGGAUUCAGAUUGGUUCUAAAGCGUGACAAGACAAAUCCUUUUAUUUUCAUAAGUAAUUUUUGUUAUUUUCAUUUUUUGUGGGUUUGUUGACUUGUGUUGAACCAUGUUGAACCGUGGGUCAAAUCUGAUUAUGGUUUCUGGUUUGUUUUUGUUGUGAGGCAGUGGUUGGUUCGGGUGAGAGCGAGAAUGAGCUGUAUGAGCAGCUAUGGAAAGCUUGUGCGGGACCACUGGUGGAUGUUCCUCGUGUUGGCCAGAGAGUGUUCUAUUUUCCCCAAGGUCACAUGGAGCAAUUAGAGGCCUCCACCAACCAGGAACUGAAUCAGAGGAUUCCUCUGCUGAAGCUUCCCACGAAGAUCCUUUGUCGUGUCGUGAACGUUCAUUUACUGGCGGAGCAAGAAACAGAUGAGGUUUAUGCACAGAUCACUUUGGUGCCAGAAUCUAACCAAGAUGAGCCUACAAGCCCUGAUCCAUGCACUACUGAACUUCCAAGGCCGCCAGUUCACUCAUUCAGCAAGGUCUUAACUGCUUCGGAUACCAGCACCCAUGGCGGUUUCUCUGUUCUUAGGAAACAUGCCACGGAAUGCCUUCCUGCAUUGGACAUGUCCCAACCAACACCAACUCAGGAAUUGGUUGCCAAGGAUCUUCAUGGUUAUGAAUGGCGCUUUAAGCAUAUAUUUAGAGGUCAGCCGCGCAGACACUUGCUCACAACCGGAUGGAGUACUUUUGUGACUUCCAAGAGAUUAGUUGCUGGAGAUACCUUUGUGUUUUUAAGAGGUGACAAUGGAGAAUUACGUGUUGGAGUGAGACGUCUUUCUCGUCAAGCAAGUAGCAUGCCUUCAUCUGUGAUUUCCAGUCAGAGCAUGCACCUUGGAGUUCUAGCAACUGCCUCUCAUGCUGUUGCAACUCAGACACUUUUUGUAGUAUAUUAUAAGCCAAGGACGAGCCAGUUCAUCAUAGCCGUGAACAAGUAUUUGGAGGCUAUGGACAACAAGGUUGGUGUUGGCAUGAGGUUUAAGAUGAGGUUUGAGGGGGAUGAUUCUGCUGAGACUGACAGAAGAUUUUCGGGUACCAUAGUUGGAGUUGAAGAUAUUUCACCUCAUUGGAUUAAUUCAAAAUGGCGAUCACUCAAGGUUCAAUGGGAUGAACCUUCAGCUGUUCCAAGACCUGAUAGGGUUUCUCCAUGGGAGAUAGAACCGUUUGUGGCUUCUUCAUCUACACCCUCAGUUCAACCUACUGCUGUAAAGACUAAGAGGGCUCGACCUACCAGUGAAAUUCCAGAUGUUGAUACAACAUCUGCUGCUUCUGUUUACUGGGAUGCUGGGCUCAAACAGGUUGACAUGACACAACUUAAUGUUUUAGCUGAAAGCAAAAGGAGUGACAGUACCGGUAUGUGGCAUCAUAAACAAGCUGAUAUGAAUAGUAAAAGCAACUGCAGCGGCACUAUGUUAAGAAAUCAGACAGAAGGAAGUUGGCUAUCUUCUCCCCAUUCUAGUUGUCUUUCUCACUUAUUUCAGGAUGCAACAGAUGACAAGAGUGCCUCAGCUUGGCCUGUUUCAAAGCCUAACUCAUCCAGAUUGAACAAUGAUAAUGUGUUUGACCAAGUUGACAAGGAGAACAAAGUCGAGAAUGCUAUGAGUUAUCGAUUGUUUGGAAUUGAUCUUAUUGAUCAUUCUAGAAACUCACCUGCUGUAGAGAAGGCAUCUACACAUGCAGUAAAUGCACCCAGAAUCAUUGCUGAUGGCUGUGCCAGCACCUUGUCCAGAACUGAUACUGGCCACAAGUCCGAUGCAUCACCAAAGGAAAGUCAGAGCAAGCAAAUUUGUCGAAGUCGUACCAAGGUUCAAAUGCAGGGUGUUGCAGUGGGUCGUGCUGUGGAUUUGACCAUGUUGGAUGGAUAUGAUCAACUUAUACAUGAAUUGGAGGAUAUGUUUGACAUAAAGGGACAGCUUAAACACAGGAAUAAGUGGGAAAUCGUCUUUACUGAUGACGAAGGGGACAUGAUGCUUGUGGGAGACGAUCCUUGGCCUGAAUUCUGUAAUAUGGUGAGGCGAAUCUUCAUUUGUUCCAGCCAGGAUGUGAAGAAGAUGAGUUCCGGAAGCAAACUGCCAAUAUCUUCAGUUGAAGAAGGGACAGUAAUAAGUUCAGACACUACCGAAACCUGAAACAUUGACAUUCUUUCUUGUCAUUUAACGUUUCUGUUGUAAGCACCCAAAUGUUUGAUCCUUCUUGUUGAUUCUAUUGUUUGUGGGAAGGAAGUUGGUCUAUUUGGGCUAGGUAAGUUUCAUGUUAAUAGAUGUGAAACACUAGCUAAUUGUAACUUAAUUUUUAGAGACACCAGCCAUUAAUUGUGCUAGAAAGACCAAAAUAGAUUACUUUAAUAAAGUAGUGGGAGAUGUCAAAUUUAGGAUUAGCAUUUGUGAAUAUUCUCAUUAUGUUAGAAGAAUGUUGGGAGUUGAUGCUUUGAAGACUUGUCUUUUUUUGGUUAAGGGGCCUAUUUGUGCUUGUAUGCAUAGUGUGCACUGUGCCUUCUAAAAUUGUAAUCUGGGUGAGUCAAUUUCUCUUGCUGUCAUCAGUGACUGUGAAUUAUGGCAUUAAAUUGCUGCAAUUGUAUUGUUCAGAAAUACAGUGGUCCACUGUACCAGUGAAUCACUGAUUCGCCUGACAAAUGGGUUGAAUCUUGCAGUGCAGGGUGGUGGCACCCCCCAAAAUUCAACAGUAAAAUUUCAAGUUUUUACUCAAGUCUCAGUAGAGAAGGGUCACCUACGUGCCAUGUUCCGUUUGAAACAAAAUUCUUUUCAUUACAUAUAUACAUAUAUUCUAGAUCGGUGAGUAGUUCAUGGAUGAAAGUUAGAUUCGUAUUUACUUAAUAGGAGCUGAUGAAACUGUAAAAAAGUGUAAAUGCCUAUUUUAUUGUCAAUAUGUUUGUACUUAGUAGCUAAAUUGUUACCGUUUCUAGUCCUUGAGACCGUGUGACGUUGAAUCAAGAUCUUGCAUCUCCUAAGGUGGAAAAAAUACAAAGCGUUUAAUUCCUUCU
Abrus precatorius (Indian licorice) is the source of this 3294-nucleotide messenger RNA. Its product is annotated as auxin response factor 9-like. Gene Ontology annotation, biological process: response to hormone; regulation of DNA-templated transcription. The transcript has 14 exons. Lineage: Eukaryota; Viridiplantae; Streptophyta; Magnoliopsida; Fabales; Fabaceae. The record is from RefSeq and is a predicted model, not a curated record. Bases 542 to 2422 code for a protein of 626 amino acids. Gene Ontology annotation, cellular component: nucleus. Gene Ontology annotation, molecular function: protein binding; DNA binding.